AUGGACAAUCCCAUUUGUUUAACAUGUCUUUUCUGUGAUCGUGCCACAAGCAUAAAUGAUUGCCUUACUAAUACUGCACCAUGCAGGGAUAGAGAUGAGGAAUGUUUUCUAGACCAAACAGUGCUUCUUGAUUUAUCUAGGGUGUUUUCAGCAGGAUGCAGAUCGAAACAGAUGUGCGACCACCUGUUAAAAGAUUUAAGAUAUACACACGGUCAGGGGAGACGAGCUAUAGGAGAUAUAGAUGUUUGUGCUGCAUGCUGUAAUACCAACCAAUGUAACGCAGAAGACUGUAGAAGUCUUAGAAAAAAAAAGAAGACAAAACGAUCGAACAGUACAUCAAAUAAUAGAUAUCCACGCUCCAUAAUAGUUCAUCAAAUAAUAGAUAUCCACGCUCCAUAA
This is a messenger RNA of Mytilus californianus (California mussel), 399 nucleotides long. RefSeq lists its product as uncharacterized. The record is from RefSeq and is a predicted model, not a curated record. The coding region runs from base 1 to 399 and encodes 132 amino acids. The transcript is spliced from 5 exons. NCBI's taxonomy places the organism in Eukaryota, Metazoa, Mollusca, Bivalvia, Mytilida, Mytilidae.